AUGAUAUGGUGGAGAUAUCUUUGCCUUGACACAACAAACCUCGUAUUCAAAGAAUCCGAGUUCGUGAACCUAUCUGCCUUCGAUAAAGAAACCAAAAGGAAUGAGAGGAAAUUGUUUGUUGAUAUUAUGUGUCGAUGGAUCUCGGUAUUUACCGGUGAAUUCAUCGAUAGUUUCGAACUUUAUCUCUCUGAUCUGGAGGGUUUCGAGAAAGAGAUCAUAUCUCUAAUCGAAUUUGCGACUUCCAAACGUGUGAAAAAUUUAGUGCUUGAUUUCUCAGACACUAUAUCGAAGAAAGAUAGUGCAAUAGAUCAUUUGCACAAACUGAUUUAUUAUCAAACCCAUGGAUUAGAUAUUUCUCGUCUCGUUUUCAACCUUUUGUAUGUUGAGAACUUAACAAUAUGCUCUUUUCUACUUCAGAUGAUCCAAGAUUGUGACAAUCCUAAGGAGUUGCACGAACCGAUGAAAACAAAACAUUUGGUGAUGAAGACAAACAUGCACACAAAUGAGUUCGGAGGAAUCAGUAUAUUUUUAAAUUGUUGUCCAGAAUUGGAGUCUCUCACAUUCGAUAUGCUAACUACUGAGCUUAUCGUGAGACCUUCCUUGCCAUUCGAUUCGGAAACGUAUUGGCUUACUAACAAAACGUACGACUGUUUGGAAAAAACGCUUAAGGUUGUGGAAGUAAAGAACUUUCGUGGUCGCCCGAACGAGUUACAUGUGCUUCAAUACUUGAUUCGAACUGGGCUUGUGAUGGAACGGCUUGACCUUUAUGAGGCAAAAGGAUUGAACGAUAAUGAAAGGAGGUUGGUACUUGCUGGAGCCGAGGAGGUUCAACGGAAGUUCAAGAGAGGUUCGAGCCAUUUACGGAUUACUCUACACAAUGCUUGA
Molecule: messenger RNA, 885 nt
Organism: Arabis nemorensis
Lineage: Eukaryota; Viridiplantae; Streptophyta; Magnoliopsida; Brassicales; Brassicaceae
Source: the annotation of a GenBank genome assembly